Messenger RNA from Cuscuta campestris, 730 nucleotides. The record is from the annotation of a GenBank genome assembly. NCBI's taxonomy places the organism in Eukaryota, Viridiplantae, Streptophyta, Magnoliopsida, Solanales, Convolvulaceae.
CGAUGUGGGAUCGUAUCGAGGAGAAGUUCUUCACGGCGAUGAAGAAGGACGGCUCCUACCGAACCCGGGACCAACUCACUUCCAAAUGGAGCCACAUCAACAAAAAAGUCCGAAAGUUUAUGGGAGUUUACGAGGAAUGCUCCCGGUCUCGGAGGAGCGGCACGAACGACGCCGAUGUUCUCCGGCUUGCCACGACCCGGUAUCAAGACGACGGGAACCAAGGCAAGGUGCCCAUCGAUCUUUGGAGGAUUUUGAGUCGUUCCCCGAAGUGGCAACAACUCAACAAUCCCGACGGCGGACCGUUCCGGACCGACGGCGGAUCAUUCUGGAAAAGAUCCACCGUCGACGCCGAGGUUGAGGUCGACAAGACUAUCGGUUCUACCGAUCAAAUCCCUCCCUUCAACGUUGCGGAUUCCGAUGACGAAGACCCCAUUCCACGGCCGAUCGGAAGAAAGAAGGCAAAAUCCAUUGCCUCUGGUUCGGGAGGGUCCGCCUCUGUUUCCGCUUCUCCCCGCGACGAAAUCGGCCGGGCAAUGAUUGAACAACUUCGGGCGUUCAUCUCCAAGAACAAGAGAGUCCCUGAUUUCAUUAACUCGAAACUCUCUAGCUCGGCGGCUUCUGUUUUGAGCUUCUUUCUCGGCCAUAUGCAGCUUCUUUCUCGGCCAUAUGCAGCGUAGACGAAAGGGAUGUUCUUGCACCAAUCGAGUUGGUUAAGAGCUCUAAUCAUGUU